Messenger RNA from Lutzomyia longipalpis, 1783 nucleotides. It is a transcript of the gene Eno, whose product is annotated as enolase. The record is from RefSeq and is a predicted model, not a curated record. Gene Ontology annotation, molecular function: magnesium ion binding; phosphopyruvate hydratase activity. NCBI's taxonomy places the organism in Eukaryota, Metazoa, Arthropoda, Insecta, Diptera, Psychodidae. Gene Ontology annotation, biological process: glycolytic process. Bases 301 to 1602 code for a protein of 433 amino acids. Gene Ontology annotation, cellular component: phosphopyruvate hydratase complex. The transcript has 2 exons.
GCAGGGAUAACCACAACGAUUAUUUAUACAGUUAUCGAUUCUGUAAUGACUAUCGAUAUCGGUAAUACUCGCGCUGUCAGAUUCAUUGAAACUAUCGAUAGUUUGUGCAGCCCUGCACAAUUUGUCAGAACAACGAGGGGAGAGCAACCUUCACCUUCAUUUCACCUUCAGUGAAUAAAAAAGUUCUGUUAGCUCCAGUGAUCUUUCUCACUUCCGUGGAAGAAUAUCGCAGAAAUUCCUCAUCUUCUCAGCCUCAUUGCCAUUUCACCUGUUGUACGGUCAAUCCAUCAACUGAGAAACAUGGUUAUCCAGAAGAUUGUUGCUCGUCAAAUUUUCGACUCGAGGGGAAACCCAACGGUUGAGGUGGAUCUCACCACGAAUCUCGGUAUGUUCCGUGCAGCUGUGCCAUCUGGUGCAUCCACCGGAGUCCAUGAGGCUCUGGAAUUGCGUGACAAUGACAAGAACAACUACCAUGGCAAGGGUGUCCUCAAGGCUGUGGAGAACAUCAAUAAGAUCAUCGCUCCGGAGGUCAUCAAGUCCGGGAUUUGUGUGACUGCACAGGAGGAUAUGGAUAAUUUUAUGUUGAAACUCGAUGGGACGGAGAAUAAGAGUAAAUUCGGUGCCAAUGCCAUUCUCGGUGUAUCACUGGCUGUUUGCAAAGCCGGUGCAGCUGCAAAGGGUGUACCACUGUAUCAGCAUAUUGCUAACCUGGCUGGGAAUCCCAACAUCAUUCUCCCCGUGCCAGCUUUUAAUGUCAUCAAUGGGGGUAGUCAUGCUGGCAAUAAACUCGCCAUGCAGGAAUUCAUGAUUCUCCCCACGGGAGCUACAUCCUUCACGGAGGCCAUGAAGAUUGGAUCGGAGGUGUAUCAUCACCUGAAGAAGGUUAUCAAUAAUAAAUUCGGUCUGGAUGCUACAGCUGUGGGUGAUGAGGGUGGCUUUGCACCCAACAUUCUCAACAACAAGGAUGCCCUAUUCCUCAUUCAGGAUGCCAUUGCCAAGGCUGGGUACACGGGCAAAGUUGAGAUUGGAAUGGAUGUGGCUGCAUCGGAAUUCCACAAGGAUGGGCUGUAUGAUUUGGACUUUAAGAAUCCCAACAGCGAUAAAUCCCUCUGGCUCUCUCCGGAUAAGCUCACCGAACUCUACAUGGAAUUCGUCAAGGAGUUCCCAAUUACAAGCAUUGAGGAUCCCUUUGAUCAGGAUCACUGGGAUGCCUGGUCGAAAAUGACUGCCGGUACGAAUAUCCAAAUUGUCGGCGAUGAUCUCACCGUAACCAAUCCCAAGCGUAUUGCCACGGCUGUUGAGAAGAAGGCCUGCAAUUGCUUGUUGCUCAAAGUCAAUCAAAUUGGCACGGUGACGGAGUCCAUUAAGGCCCAUAACUUGGCCAAGAGCAAUGGCUGGGGUACUAUGGUAUCCCACAGAUCUGGUGAAACGGAGGACACGUUCAUUGCUGAUCUCGUAGUGGGACUCAGCACUGGGCAAAUUAAGACAGGUGCCCCGUGCCGCUCUGAACGAUUGGCCAAGUACAAUCAAAUCCUGAGGAUUGAGGAGGAACUCGGUGCUGGCGCCAAAUUUGCCGGAAAGAGCUUCCGUAAGCCACAGUAAUGUGUCACUUGGCUUUCCCCACGGAUUACCCUCGAGGUGUUCGCAAGAAUUUAUAAUAUCCACGAAAGGAGACAAUACAGAAGGGCUUUAGAAGCCCAUUUCUUCUUUCUAAAUCAUUGUAAUCGAUUAAUCUUAAAGAAAUCAAUAAAACUUUCUCGUUGGGAAUCGUUUCGUAGACAAA